AUGGCCAACAGCAUGGCCAUGGCCGGCAUGGGUGGCGGGGCCAUGGCCGGCAGCGGCGGCGGCGGCGCAGGCGGAGCCGCCCCCGGCGGCCACGGGUACGUGAACCCCAGCAACAACGCGGCGCUGGGCAGCAGCAGGCCCCGCCCCGCCCCGCCUCGCCCCGCCCCGGCCGCCGUCCGGGCCCCGCAGGCCUCGCCGCGGCGCCCUGGACGUAAAUCCCUCGCCGCCGCCACCCUGCCGGCAGCAACGCCCGCGCCCCGCCGCUACAGAGCAGGCCAGGCGGCGCCCGCCUGCCUCCCUGCCGUGUUUUGGCCCACCCCUCCCCUCCUAGCGACAGGGCACAGGUGGCGGGGGCGCGGCCUCUCCUCGUUGUAUUUUUGUAGUGGGUCACCAAGUGACAGUUUUGGUAAUGGCGGCGCGGCGCCGCUCAACACUGACGGGACUCAGGCAUGGAGGGUCCCCGAGCCGGGCCGCGGGGAGCCUCGCUGCCGCCACCGCCGCCACCGUGAGCUGGGCUGCCUGGCGCGGCACGGCGUGGCGGCGCGGCCAGCACAGGGGCGGGGCGCACCAGUGGUGGUGGCAGGUGGCGAUGAGCCGGACAGUGGGCGGAAGACGCCACACACCGGUGUCAAGCGUUAUAUUCCCCCUGCCCCUCCACCCCACACCCGACAGCCCCAGCCCCAGCCCCCUCCUGAGCCUCCCCAGCCCCCUCCUCCCCCUCCCAUUGUUGUGUUGUCACUGGGUCAACGCGGGGGGGGCGGGGCUGCCAGGCGUGCUCCGCCUCCCCCUAUUUUUUGUAUAAAUGUUCCUUAUCACUCUGUGUAUUAA
Portunus trituberculatus (swimming crab) is the source of this 828-nucleotide messenger RNA. RefSeq names its product basic proline-rich protein-like. The record is from RefSeq and is a predicted model, not a curated record. Lineage: Eukaryota; Metazoa; Arthropoda; Malacostraca; Decapoda; Portunidae. Bases 1 to 828 code for a protein of 275 amino acids. The transcript has 4 exons.